ACGAAUUUACGCGUGCCAAUAAAAGAACAAGCCUUGAGAAGUGGCCUUCAAAUUUCAAACGCCCCCCGAACUUCCUUCUCUCACCGAACCAAAGGGCUUACAUCAUCGUCCCCAACAAGAGGUGCCCACCAUUUUGGGUCCUGAGCUGAGCCUGAUCCCACAAAAGCAGACAUGGCAGAGAACAAGCCUGCGCAAAUCAAGGACUUGCAGAUUCUGAAAGCAAACAAAGAUGAUGAAAACAAGAAGCACCUGGCGCCCAAGAGGAGCUCCAACAAGGACAGGCACAAAAAGGUGGAUGGUAGAGGCAGAAGAAUACGGAUGCCUGCCUUGUGUGCAGCUAGGGUCUUUCAAUUGACCAGAGAAUUGGGUCACAAGUCUGAUGGGGAAACAAUUCAGUGGCUGCUGCAGCAAGCUGAGCCAUCAAUUAUAGCUGCCACUGGCUCUGGAACUGUACCUGCUUCAGCUCUUGCAGCUGCAGGGUCCUCUGUUUCUGAACAGGGGAGCUCUGUUUCCUCUGUUACUUCUGGGUUGCAUACAAGGAUGGAAGGACUAAUAAGACCAAGUGUUGGGUCUGAAGGCAGUGCCAACUGGGCAUUUCAUAUGGGCAGAUCUAAUGUGGCAAGUGGGGUUUGGCCCUUGCCCUUUCUCAGUGGGGUUAGGUCAGGUUUUGAUCAAAAUUCUGGUCAGGCAACAGUCAAUUUUGGGAGUGAAAACUUAAACAUCAUGCAGCAUAAGUUUGGGUUUCAUGGGUUUGAUGUUCCUGGCAUGAAUUUGGGGUCAAUGGGUUUUCCCACAAUUCUAAGUGGAAGCAACCAGCAAGUUCCAGGUUUAGAGCUUGGGCUCUCACAGGAUGGUCAUAUUGGGGUUGUGAGUUCUCAAGCUUUGACCCAAUUUCACCAGCACAAGGGGCAGAGGCCAGGUGGUGUAGCUUCCUUCAAUCAGCAGCAGCAGCAGCCAUCUGAUACGAAUGAAUGAUUUUCAAUGAUCAAAACAGAAGAGAAAAUCAAAAUAGCUCAGACACUGGCUUUUGCAGCGUUACCCUUCUUUCAGUAUUUUUCAUUUGAUCAGGAUGAAGUAUGAAGAGAAAAAUGGCUUGGAGAUUGGAUUUGCUUUCUAUUUCUGGUUCCUUUUUUGAUGUGUGUGCUAUCAUGUCCCAAUUAGAAUAUGGCUGUUGCUUGCAUCCAACCAAAAAAAUUGUUGAAUGUUAAGCAUGAACUAUAUAGAUUUCAUGCAGUGCAGGUAUGCAAUUUCAUUUAGAUAUGAUCUGGUUACUGUUUCACCGAGUCUCUAUAUAUAUAUAGCUCAAGAAGAUGCUCUUUUAAAGUUGCUUCUUUCGAACUUGGCAAUGAUUUGCCCUUGGUUAGUUCUUGGAAGUGGUGUGGUGCUUUCCUUUUUUGUUAAACAAUACGUCUUAGUCUUGGAUUUGAUCUUUAAUGAAAUAGGAUUUUGAACCUUAA
Messenger RNA from Prunus dulcis (almond), 1457 nucleotides. Its product is annotated as transcription factor TCP20-like. The record is from RefSeq and is a predicted model, not a curated record. Gene Ontology annotation, molecular function: sequence-specific DNA binding; DNA-binding transcription factor activity. Lineage: Eukaryota; Viridiplantae; Streptophyta; Magnoliopsida; Rosales; Rosaceae. The coding region runs from base 172 to 975 and encodes 267 amino acids. Gene Ontology annotation, cellular component: nucleus. The transcript has 2 exons.